This is a messenger RNA of Cucurbita pepo subsp. pepo (vegetable marrow), 1464 nucleotides long. Lineage: Eukaryota; Viridiplantae; Streptophyta; Magnoliopsida; Cucurbitales; Cucurbitaceae. The record is from RefSeq and is a predicted model, not a curated record.
CAAAUUAGGUCCCACCCAUCAUAACAAGUAUUAUACAUCAAACCUUACUAAAAAAAUUCAAAUAACAGUCAUAAAUUUUAGGUCCGGCCGUCAUUGAAACUUUUAAAACUCUGAAGUAAUCACAAUCAUAAAUAUUAAGUCCCAUGGUUAUUGAAACUUUUAAAACUUUUAAAAGUAAUCACAGUCAUAAAUAUUAGGUCCAACUCGUAAACUUUUAAAACUCUAAAGUAAUCACAGUCAUAAAUAUUAGGUCCAACCCGUAAACUUUUAAAACUCUAAAGUAAUCGCAGUCAUAAAUAUUAAGUCCCACUGUCAUUAAAACUUUUAAAACUCUAAAGUAAUCACGGUCAUAAAUAUUAGGUCUCACCCGUCCUUGAAACUUUUAAAACUAUAAAGUAAUCACUUGUCAGCGGUCAUAACACAACACAGCCUCUAACCCCAACUUCUCACAACCUUGUCAACAUAAACAACAAAACUCUUCCAAAUAUCAUCGAUCAAAAAAUCCGAUCGCUUCACCACCUCCGAGGAACAAAUAUGGACAAACGCGACGAAUUUCAACCCCUCACAAUUCUGAUCACAGGAGUGAGCAGAGGGUUGGGGCGAGCUUUAGCGCUAUCAUUGGCAAAGCGCGGCCACACUAUCAUUGGCUGCGCUCGUACUCCCAACGCCCUUCACUCUCUUCAAAAGGAACUCGCCGCACUCUCCCCUUCCUCUUCUCACACCCACUUACUCCAAAUCACCGACGUGGCCUCAAAUGGUAGCGUUGAGGAGCUAUUUAAGGCUGUCUUGGAAAGAGAUCUUGUUCCUGAUAUCCUUGUAAACAACGCCGGUGUGAUUAAUGAAAACUCCAAGUUUUGGGAGAUUCCUCAACAUGGGUUUGAUUGUGUGAUUGAUACGAAUGUAAAAGGGACAGCAAAUGUUCUUCGUCAUUUCGUUCCUCUUAUAAUCCAAGGAGGAAAAGGAAUUAUUGUUAACUUCUAUUCAAGGUGGGGAAGAGAUGGUGCUCCCAUGUGCCUCUAACUGGGCAAUUGAGGGCUUGACCAAAUCCAUAGCUUUGGAGCUGCCUAAAGGAAUGGCUAUUAUAGCACUUGAUCCUGGUAUUGUGAACACAGACAUGCUUGCCUUUUGCUUUGGCGAUUCAGCAGCUGACUACCAAAAUCCUGAAGAAUGGGUAGUAAAGGCGAGCACAAUGAUCCUUAGUUUUACAUCUAAGGAUAAUGGAGCGUCUCUCACGGUUGAAUGAGGUGGAGCUUGAGUGAUGAACUUGUGUUUUGAGGAAGAAUUUGCAGAAAUAAAGAUCUCUUAAAGAACAUUAUUGCCAAAUUUUAUAGAUUAUAUUUCUAAAUUGUUUUCUUAAUAAGUUUGUGAAACAUAUACUUUGAUUAUGAUUAGCUUAUGACAUGUGAGAUACCUUCAUGUAUCAUGUAUUAAAAAUAUGAAUGAAAAACUAGGAAUAUAUAUGUA